Messenger RNA from Spinacia oleracea (spinach), 3040 nucleotides. Its product is annotated as H/ACA ribonucleoprotein complex non-core subunit NAF1. Gene Ontology annotation, molecular function: RNA binding. The record is from RefSeq and is a predicted model, not a curated record. Gene Ontology annotation, biological process: box H/ACA snoRNP assembly; pseudouridine synthesis; ribosome biogenesis. The transcript has 4 exons. Lineage: Eukaryota; Viridiplantae; Streptophyta; Magnoliopsida; Caryophyllales; Amaranthaceae. Bases 337 to 2901 code for a protein of 854 amino acids. Gene Ontology annotation, cellular component: sno(s)RNA-containing ribonucleoprotein complex.
AACAACAAACUACAACAAAAGAAAGCCCAAAAUCACCUAGCAUCUCACUACCAGAAGGCACCAUAGUUAUCAUCCAAGCUAGGGAAAACAAAAACACCUCCAACGAAACCUACUGAGCAUUUCCACCACCAUCGCUAACCCCUCCUUCGCUAUUCACCACCAUCACUAACCCCUCCUUCGCUAUUCACCGUUGCGCGCCGGUGAUAGCGCGCGGCUUCUUGUACCGCCUUUCUCGUCCGGCGACGGCGCACGGUUUCCGGCGACGGUGACUGUAUUUUUAGGCGUCAACUACGGCAGUUUCUGUUCAACUAUUGUCACUCUGUUUUUCAAUCUCAGAUGGUAGGGUUUAUCCGGGAAUCUUUGAAGCAGGAGGAAGAGAGUGUUGCCAAUCAACAGAAGCUUAAAACUACGCAUUGCCCAGAGAGUUUCAGGUUUGAUUUUGAGGGUUAUUCAUCUGAAUUUGGCGGGUAUUCUCUCACAUCUGUUGAGCCUUUUCUUGAUUUUGAUUCUAUUAAGGAUUGGAUAGAAGAAAUGCAAGGCCCUGAUAGUGGUGCAGAGUGUAAAGCUGAAAUGGGAAGUGGAAAUAAUGUAGGAGGUAAUCUGGAGAACGAAAUUGGUAAUAAUUUGGUUGAUCCUGUUCAAGGAUUGGAUGCUUCAGAAAAAUCUGUAUUAAUGAAGGUUGAAUGUAGUGGCUCUGAUGCGCAAAUGGGUAGUAGGGAUGGAAUAGGCGGGGACAAUAGUUUGGUGAAAUUAGAUGGAAUGAAUGAUUGUUGUAUGGAUGUGAAAAAGGAGGAUUUAGGUAGUUCUGAACUUGCCGAAAUUAAUCCUGAUGGUAGUUUUGUUGAGCCAAAGAUUUCAGUGGGAGAUGGAGAUGAGUCUGGGGUAUUAGGGGAUAGAAGUUCACAUAAAAUUGAGAGUUUGGAUUUCUCAAUUGAGGAAGGAUUGGAGAAGGUUACUUUGAUUGUUGAUGAAGAAGGUUUAGCUGUUGCUGACAGUGGCAUGAAGAAAGUAGUGGGUACUCCUGUUGUUGAAGAGGACAGUGAUUCAGACUCGGAGUCUGAGUGCGAGACUUCAUCUUCUGCAUCAUCUUCUGCAUCAUCCUCAAGCAGUGAAAGUGACGAGGAGGAGGAGGUGAAAGAAAAAGAGAAGUGUAAUAUCAAGAGAGAGAACACUAAGCAGACAAUUGACAUGGAAGAAGGUCAAAUAAUUGAUUCUGAUACAGAGAAUAUGGUUUCUUUGUCUGGGAACAACGAGGAGGAGGAUGACGAUGUCAAUUCUGACGUGAAUAGUGAAGAAUUUCAGUUAGAUGAUGAUGCCAUUGCUGAUGAAUAUGAAGAUACAGUGAAGGGACCCAUCAAGUCAGUGAAUGAACUGAAGGCUCUUCCUCCCGUGCCUCCAGUAAAUGUUACUCUGCAGCCAAGCCAUCAGAUAUUGCCUGUGGGAGUUGUUUUGUCGGUUUUAGGUGCUCAAGUUAUUGUUGAAGGGUCAGAGAAGCAUAAUCCUCUUAGUGAGGGCUCAAUAUUAUGGAUAACCGAGGGAAGGUUGCCACUAGGCAUUGUGGAUGAAAUAUUCGGGCCUGUCAAAACUCCGUACUAUAUUGUGAGAUAUAAUUCAGAAAGUGAAGUUCCCUCUGGUAUCGAAACUGGCACGUCGGUUGGGUUUGUUCUGGAGUUUGUAGGGCAUGUGCUCAAUGACAAAAAUCUUUAUCAGAAAGGAUAUGAUGCUUCUGGUGAAAAUGAUGAAGAGGUUUUGGAGGAGUUUGAUUUCUCUGAUGACGAGAAGGAGGCCGAACAUAAGAGAAUGUUAAAGAUGUCAAAAAGAGGGAACAAUAAUAAUCAAGGUCAGGGACCUGUGAGUAAGAGAAAGAACAACAGAAGCCGAGGUAAAACAUGGACAAACGACCAACCUUCUGCCUCUCAAUCUCCAACAGUCCAAUCAUCACAACCAACAGUCCAAUCAUCACAACCAACAGUCCAAUCAUCACAACCUAGGCAAAUGCACCAACCUGUGGGCCCCCAUGUAUCAUCCUCAAGGGAGCGCAAUCAGUUAGGCCCAUCUCCAACUGGGCCAGUGUUCUCUGGCAGACCUAAUGUACCGCCCUUUAAUCAGGGCUACCAGUUCGGCCCACCUCCAAUGGGGCCAUUUUUCCCUAGGGGGCCUUCUCCAUAUCCUCAGCAACUCCAACCUCAGCAACUCCAACCUCAGCAACUCCAACCUCUCCAACCUCUCCAACCUCAGCAACUCCAGCAACUCCAACCUCAGCAACUCCAACAACUCCAACCUCAGCAACUACAACAACUCCAGCAACUUCAACAACAAGCUGGAUUUCUAUUAAAUGGUUUAUUUUCAAACGGGAUACCGUUCCAGCAGCAGAAUAUGGGUUUUCCUGCUGGCAUUCAAAUGAACGGUAUGCCAUGGCUGCAGCAAAAUCAUCCCCAGAAUCUUCAAGUGGCUUCAGCAUCGCCCGUACCAUGGCAACAGCAGCAGCAUAAUCCACAGAUGCCUUUAGCAAAUCCAGUUCCGUAUCAGCAACCGUUUGAUCUUAGUCAGUUGGUGUCCGGAAAUAGUGCUCCACCAGUUGGGCCUAUGAAUUCCUCUGUAAGGCCCACAAAUGCACCUUGGGCCGGAAUGAUCGGCCCAAACCACCCCAACCAAGCUCCAGUAAACCUAGGUCCUCAAGGCCCAGGUUCUCAGGCGACUGUGCUGCAAGGGCAGAGCGGUAAUUCCCAACCCCCAACUAGUUUUGGUGGAAAUGAUGGGUCCUCUCCUCAGUUCAGUCAGGGGCCCUCUUCUGGCAGAGGCGGUAGAGGCGGCAGAGGUGGCAGAGGCCGAGGAAGGAAGCCUUUUCACCGAGGUGGUCACUUUGGUGGUGGAAGAGGUCGUCAGCAGCCCCCAAACUGAUCUUUUGUUUGUUAUGAUCUUUUAAUUGAAAUUCUAGUGUAACUUUGCCCAAUUUUGAAACAUGUGCUUAUCAAGUUUGUGCAUCGGGCAAGCUGUAUGACUUUUUUUUGCCAAUCUAAAGGUUGAUUUUUCUCUCUCA